This is a messenger RNA of Penicillium paradoxum, 831 nucleotides long. Its product is annotated as mitochondrial K+-H+ exchange-related family protein. Gene Ontology annotation, cellular component: mitochondrial inner membrane. Gene Ontology annotation, biological process: potassium ion transport; proton transmembrane transport. NCBI's taxonomy places the organism in Eukaryota, Fungi, Ascomycota, Eurotiomycetes, Eurotiales, Aspergillaceae. The coding region runs from base 1 to 831 and encodes 276 amino acids. The record is from RefSeq and is a predicted model, not a curated record. The transcript has 3 exons.
AUGCGCCUCUUCCUCAUCCCGAUCUCGACGGGACGAGUCCUCAUAUAUGCUCGACCUCUUCGCAGGGAUCUAGCGAAGGAGCUUUCGAUCCUUGAUAGGAUUACAACGAAGGCCGCUGAAACAUGGGCGAAGUGGGAAGAAGCCGACAAAGGGUGGAAGAUGCACCUUGUUAAAUGGGGCAAUCGAGUCCAACAACGGAUACCAUACGAAGAAUGGGCUCUCAAGAGCAUUCCUUCAUUCAAGACUCAGCAGCGGCUUAAUGGAGAUCAUGGAAAGAUUAAGAUUGAUGUGCUGUUCCCCGGCAAUGCGAUACGGCUGGAACGAAUUCAGCAUGUGUUGCGCAAAAUCGCUACUGAGAGACAAGAGUACCAUCGGAAGAAGAUGAUGUGGAGCUUGAUCGCGGCGCCGAUUACAGCACCCCUUGGGUUGAUUCCAGUGGUUCCGAACAUCCCCUUUUUCUACUUGGCAUACCGGGGCUGGUCCCAUUGGCGCGCAUUAAAUGGCUCGAAACACUUAGAAUUUCUUGUUGAAAAGAAUCUUCUCAAUCCGAUCUCAUUGCCGGAUUUAGAAAAGUUAUACGCCAAACGCGCAUCCCGAGUACUCGACGGUAUCUCGAACGACACACCAUAUUCCGAGAUUGCCGAGGACAUAGAGCAGAGCGAGGACCGGGUCCUGUUAAAGAUAUCCGACGCCAAGAAGCUAGCUACGAUUCUUGAAGCACCAGAGCUUGCACUGGAAGCCGAGCGGGCAAUUAUUCAAGUCAGUGAGCAGCUCGAGGCUGCAGCGAAAGCUAAACAGACGGAGAGGAAAGACGAGAAGAAAGAUUCAUAA